Messenger RNA from Meloidogyne enterolobii, 584 nucleotides. The record is from the annotation of a GenBank genome assembly. NCBI's taxonomy places the organism in Eukaryota, Metazoa, Nematoda, Chromadorea, Rhabditida, Meloidogynidae.
UGUAUAAACAAAGGAAUGAUAUUAAACACAAAAGAAGGAGGAAUACCUAUGAGUACAAACUUCUUAUGUUUGUAGUUAUUGUUCUAUAUAACAAUAAAUGUAUUUUUAUUGACUGUCAAUCAAAAUCAUCGAUGCAAAAAAAAAGAAUUAAAAAAAAAUAAAGGGCAUGGAAUUACAAGAAAAGGAAGGGCAACUUUUAGAGACAAUCAACACUAAGUCGGAACACACAUCCAAUUUACUCCUUCCAAUCUAUCGGUAUUUUGCUUCAAUUUUUUUAUUGACCACACACUUUCCUCAAUUCAUCAUUUUUAUAUGUUCUCUUUUACCUAUCUAAUAUUCAACCACUUCCAUCAUUUUUUUAUUGUUGUCAAUUUGCGUGUCCUCACACUUUUAGUUGGAUUUAUUGUCUUCCUUUUUAAAUGUCGAAGAUGGCAAUGAAAGAAGAACAAUGGGGGAAAGUAUGUUGGACAAUAAAAACUAUGUACAUUUUUGCCGAAAAGAAUUUUUGAAAAAGAGAAGAGCUCUAAAUAUAUUUUUAUUUUUUCAUUAACUAUAAGAGCCGACAACCAACUAACAACAAUAAC